GAUAUCUCUUAGUAACUACGUUAAACUAUUAUUUAUGCCAUGGUUGAAAGUGAGGAUCAUGCUUGUCAUAAAAAUAUCGUAAUUAUAGUUGAUGCAGACACAUGUGUAAUUGACACCAAAACUGCCUUAAUCAACGUUCUUGGCACAGUAGCCAAUAUACACCGGCGUUCACUCAGAUCGCCAUGGGCGAGCAACGCUUCUAAAGAAAUAGAAUCACUUAAAAGUAGCGUCAAAUCGACUUGCGAUCACGCAACAAGACAGGCAAAAGCAGACACCUCAGCAAGACGCAGCUCGGAAGUAACCAAGAGCACCUCCUCGAACAUCAGAGAGGACCUGUUACAUAUACCGAAUGGUGGCGUUAAACAUAUUAAUGGCAUUGUAAAAACAUAUUGUGUUGGUUUCCCUGAGUUCAUCAAUGACCAGCGAGUUCUCCAGAAAUUAAUAUACAAUAUUAAAGAGGAAGUGAUUCCUAGCGCAUCAACAAUUCGCAAGGCGUUGUUACUGGGCGAUUCCUUGAUUCAGUGCGCAAACAAAUUUAAUGCUGAAAAGGUGGAAUCGCUCAAACAGGUAUAUACCAGCUCCCAUAUCUCGUAUAUAAGAACCGAUGGUAGCAUAAAACGCUUACAGAUAGUCGACGAAACUGAAUCCCUAGAGCUAACACCACUUUCUGAAUUUGUGGAAUCAAUAGCGCUAGCAAGUUACCAACGCCAAACUCAACUGGACUUCCUUGAUCACAGUGGCGAUGCCGUAAAACGACUGCUAGAAGUAGCUGGAUUUGAUGUUUCGUUGGUUUCAGUUCAAGUUGUUUUCACGGCACAACUACCAGCCGCUUUGAGGAAGUUGAUUAACAUAGCUGGUACACUCCAGAGUGUUGGAUUCAAUAUUGAUUUUGUACAUCCACAGGAAAUUGCGUCCUAUUCGGAAAAGGGGGGUCCAGUUAAUUACAUUCUGUACCCAAAGGAGAGUCCUGUCAUUGACUACAUUUUUAACCAGUUGCAGAUAUCCUCACUGGUUAAACUCGUUAAUAAAAGUGUGUUUACGCAGGGUUGUACAGCAGAAGAUUCGGAAACGAAUAAGGUUAAUCUGUUAAAAGAGCCAGAGAUAAACUUGUUUAAAGGACUUGCAGCUGCCUACUUGAGGUUCACAGUACCAGUGAUUAUCCAAGGAACUGUUAUUGAAGGUUUUGGCAGGGGUGCAUCAUCUUUGGGCGUGCCAACUGCAAACCUUGACUGCAGUAGCAUACCACAUCUAGUACCAGGUGUAUAUUUUGGAACCUGCCGACUACAAGGUAACGCAGAAGUAGACCCUAAUACAAUAUUAGACACAAUUCUUAGUGUUGGCUUCAAUCCACAUUUCGAUCACGCGACAUACUCCAUAGAACCGUAUAUAUACCACUCAUUCAAUUACCCUCUGCUAGGGCAGCACUUGGAACUCAAUAUCAAGGGGUUGCUAAGAACAGAGGCUCGUUUCGACUCCCUGGGACAUUUGAUAGCAGCUAUACAAACGGAUAUCCUAGAACAUAAGCUUAUAGUGUCAAAAUGGGAGUCGUAGAUAAAA
Messenger RNA from Babesia bovis T2Bo, 1557 nucleotides. RefSeq names its product riboflavin kinase / FAD synthetase domain containing protein. The record is from RefSeq and is a predicted model, not a curated record. Gene Ontology annotation, biological process: riboflavin biosynthetic process; FMN biosynthetic process. Lineage: Eukaryota; Apicomplexa; Aconoidasida; Piroplasmida; Babesiidae. The transcript has 2 exons. Gene Ontology annotation, molecular function: riboflavin kinase activity. The coding region runs from base 40 to 1551 and encodes 503 amino acids.